Messenger RNA from Vollenhovia emeryi, 558 nucleotides. RefSeq lists its product as uncharacterized. Bases 240 to 539 code for a protein of 99 amino acids. The record is from RefSeq and is a predicted model, not a curated record. Gene Ontology annotation, molecular function: nucleic acid binding. Lineage: Eukaryota; Metazoa; Arthropoda; Insecta; Hymenoptera; Formicidae. The transcript has a single exon.
GAGUGAUCCUUCAACGUCCCAUGCAUCCACCACGAGCCACUGUUUGGUGCGCAUUUUGGGCUGGCGGAGUGAUUGGACCGUUCUUCUUCGAAAAUGCGGCUGGCAAUGCAAUCACCGUCAACGGCGAUCGUUACCGUAAGAUGAUUAACAACUUCUUCUGGCCUCAAAUUGCUGCAACGGAUCUCGCAAACAUGUGAUUUCAACAGGACGGUGCACCCUGUCACACAGCGAACGAAACAAUGGAAUUGUUAAACACUAAAUUUGAAGGGAGAGUUAUCUCGCGCCGCGGCGAUGUGAUGUGGCCACCACGAUCAUGUGAUUUAACGCCGUUGGAUUUCUUGCUUUGGGGUUUUUUAAAAGGAAAGGUGUAUACCAAAAACCCAAGAACAAUUCCUGAACUGAAAGACGAGAUUCGACGCGCCAUUGAUGAAAUUGAACCGGCACUAUGCCAAAAUGUCAUCGAAAGUUUCGUCAAAAGGAUCAACGAGUGCCAUCAGUCACGAGGCGGCCAUUUGUCGGAUAUUGUGUUCCAAACGUAACCUCCAUGUCUACACUCUU